AUGAAGAGGAAUUUGAUAUGGACGUUCAUUUGUCUCUCUCAAAACCCUCCACUGUCGCCCCUUCACAGUUCGUCGCCUCUCACCGACAGCAACAACGCGACCGAGACUAGCGCCGGCAGCCGCAGACCUGAGCAUUAUCGGGAAACCGAGAGCAGGUCAGGAGUAUCACUGUCGAACAAAGGAGUAGUUGAGCGACCAACGGGCUUCCGACAAAUACCAAGCAGAACAUCCGAGCACACCCAAUUCGAGGAAUUUUUCAGCACCGUGAAUUGUCCGUUUAGAGGCCUUAUUAGUGUUAUGUGA
Messenger RNA from Striga asiatica, 303 nucleotides. NCBI's taxonomy places the organism in Eukaryota, Viridiplantae, Streptophyta, Magnoliopsida, Lamiales, Orobanchaceae. The record is from the annotation of a GenBank genome assembly.